Molecule: messenger RNA, 714 nt
Organism: Rotaria sp. Silwood2
Lineage: Eukaryota; Metazoa; Rotifera; Eurotatoria; Philodinida; Philodinidae
Source: the annotation of a GenBank genome assembly
AUGUUAUUAUCGUUUCUACCUCCAAUCUGUUCUCAAAUUUUAUUAAAUCAAAAUAAUAUACAAUCUCAAUAUAUAUCUCCACACGGUUUAUCUGGUCGUAUUAUACCAGCUGGAACAUUUUUAACCCAAAUUUUAGCUCUAGAAUAUAUAUAUGGAGUUGUGUGUCCCAUACCAAAAUUCCCACCGCGACCAUCUACUAUUCAGGGUAUUGAGUUAAUACGUAUCACUUAUGAUAAAGAAUAUUUGAUCACUGAAAAUGAAAUAACAGUUAAUAUAACUGGUAAUAAACGAUUAACUUUUUUUGCAAAUAUGGCUUUUGAUAAAAAUUAUAAACUAUGGGGCUAUGAUGGACAAAUACGAAAUUUUGGAUUAACAUUAGAUCCAUCUACAGAUGCAGAACGUGAAGCAACCAUAGGAUUCAUAUGUACUUUUACACAAACAUUCUGUGCUGGAGAAUUACAACAAUAUUCAAGUGUCGAAAAUUGUACACAAUAUUUAAUGAAACGGAUACCUUUUGGUUCAUUUGAUAGGGGAGACCAAGGAAAUGUCGCAUGCCGCACUAUUCAUGCAUACUUUGUUCCUCUAUUACCAACUGUACAUUGUCCACAUGUUGGUCCAACUGGAGGAGGAGCAUGUACCGAUAAAACAAUUGACUUUUAUUAUAAUCAACCGAAUUUUCUGGGUUGUGCUGCUAAACAAUGUCAAGAAAAUUAA